AUGGCGGCCUUUAAUUUCUACUUCGCCAGCUGCGUGCUGCUGCUGACCCUGAGCUGGCGCACAUCCAGCGGAGUCCCGGUGCGCACUUUGGACACGGAGAAGUGCGAAAGCUGCUCGCUGCUCUUCAAAAGCCUCCUGAAGAACAUCAGGGAGCUCCUCGACAACGAUGUCUUGUGUUUUGGCAUCGCCUCUGAUAAAGUGGUGUUGGGGAGCAGAGCUGAGACGGUGGCGGCCUGCACACCCACCCUGACUCAGAACUCAGGCUGCAUGAUGCAAAGAAAUUCACCCUUCAGUGAGAGUGAAUGUCUGAGGAACAUCAUGGAGGACGUGGCCCACUACGCUGCUGCUUUUCAGUCUUACCUCAACUCCACCCUGAGAAGUCCUGAGGAAGAGGUUGCACUUCUGAGCCCAACUCUGGGAAUAAUCCAGAGCCUGAGGAAGAACUGCUCCCUGAUGCCAAAUGCAGAGAAUGACUCUGCAGAGAAGGACGCUGCCCAGAUGUGGGGAACCAACACCUUCAGCAACAGGCAGGAGAUGUGUAAGAUGUUGAGGGGCUUCUACGUCCGCACCAUCACCAUCAACCGAGCCAUGGGCUACAUCUCCUCAGGAGACCACAGGAAGUAAACGUCCUUCAACCUCGUCAUCAUCAUCAUCACCAUCACCAUCAUUCCAAUUAAUACCGCAAUCUCUCUCAACCCCUUUAAUUGAUCACAACUGAACAAGCUUCCAUAAUCAUUCACUACCAUCGUUUACACUACUGACCGAGUAGUGCUUUACACUGCACAUGCUGCACGACUGUCGGCAUGAUUUCUGCUCAGGCAUAAGCUAGCUGGCCAGACUCCAGCCUCUUCACUCAGUGAGAGCUGAGCAGCAAACCAUUGUGAGGUUAGCAGUGGAGGCCAUGUUGGCCCAUUUAAAUAUAUGAAUGUACUUAAUUAU
Chelmon rostratus (copperband butterflyfish) is the source of this 939-nucleotide messenger RNA. RefSeq names its product interleukin 12a (gene il12a). Gene Ontology annotation, biological process: immune response. The coding region runs from base 1 to 624 and encodes 207 amino acids. Gene Ontology annotation, molecular function: interleukin-12 receptor binding; growth factor activity. Gene Ontology annotation, cellular component: extracellular region. The transcript has 7 exons. The record is from RefSeq and is a predicted model, not a curated record. NCBI's taxonomy places the organism in Eukaryota, Metazoa, Chordata, Actinopteri, Chaetodontiformes, Chaetodontidae.